Molecule: messenger RNA, 9405 nt
Organism: Saccostrea echinata
Lineage: Eukaryota; Metazoa; Mollusca; Bivalvia; Ostreida; Ostreidae
Exons: 48
Coding region: 1-9405 (3134 amino acids)
Biological process (GO): cell-matrix adhesion
Molecular function (GO): calcium ion binding
Source: RefSeq, a predicted model, not a curated record
AUGUUAGUUUCUACAACUAGUGCGAGUCCAGUGAUUCUAGAUUUUCUGCAAUAUGGAGAAAAUUUUGGUGAUGUCCGAGGAUCCUAUGGAGAUGAUUUGUUGUUGGCUAAGGUAGAAAAUCCAGUGGGGUUUACAUGUGGAUCUUCAUUGACUCAUAAAAUUUAUAUCUACACAAAUGGCUAUAUUACUCUUGAUGGUGACUUCAACAGUGGUAGACCUCAUCUGUUUUCAAAUCUGAAUGAAAUACAACCAGGCUCUAUGGUUGCUCCUUUCUGGUCAGACAUUGACAUGACAAGAGAUUCCAGAAUUUGGUAUCAUUUCUACAACAAAUUCACGGCAGAGUCCUCAGUUCUGAGCCAGGCCCGGUCUCUGAUUGUGGAGAAUUACAGAGACUCAGCUACAGCCUCUAGUUUUAACCCUAAUACAGCUUUAGUCGUGACAUGGGAGAAUGUUCAUCCUGCUCCAGUGUCAUCAUAUUCCUCACAGAAUGCCAGUUUCCAGCUUCUGAUAGCCAGUGAUGGAGUGACCACUUAUGCAGCCUUUCUGUUUAAACAGAUGGACUGGAUUCCUCCUAAACCUGCCUUACUGGGCUACAGGUGUGGGUCAGAUGACCUCUACAGUCACCCUGCUUCUCUGACCCAUCACAUUCUACAGGAUGUCAUUAACAAUGGUUAUAACAAUGGAAGUAAACAAGGACUAUGGGUUUAUAAAUUGGACAGAAUGAACAACUUUAUAAACUUUGCUGAAAAAUGCUUUACAUGGAUGCAAAACUCUGGAAAUCCAGGAUUUUUGGCUGUUGUUUUGGCCAAUACAAAAUUAACAAAGUGUCCCUGUAGUGAAGACAGGAUACAAAAAGAUGGCCGCUUUGUUCAGUACCGAAAGGAGCCCAACUGUUAUGUAUUGAAGUUUUCACCUUCUGCCGUAACAGGGACAAGGAAAUGCUGUUACUCAAGAAACUCCACCCAUUCCAAUUUGAUCAGCACUGGGAGAGAGGCUGGUUUUAUUUACACAGAGCACCCCAUACAUAAUGAAGCCGUGGCCAAUCUGAAGGAUGAAGAACCACACAAUUACUGCUGUAUACAGUCCAACCUUUGUAGUGAAUUCCUGAAGCUGAGAAUUUCUGAUACCUGUGAAUUUUACAGUCCACUCAGAUCAGGAUCUUCCUUUGGAGACCCCCAUGUAAGAACACUGGAUGGUCUGACCUAUACAUUUAAUGGACUGGGAGAGUAUGUGAUGCUGACUAUGGUAGAACCAGGAACAAACAUCACCCUACUGGAGAUACAGACUCGUACAGCACAAUCUGUCAAUGCUAAUGGAACCAAGAUAAAUGCCACAGUCUUCCAUGCAUUUGUUUUCAAGGAAAAAAAUGGAGGAGAAGCUCAGGUAGAAGUCAAUCUAGCAGAAACAGGCAUGAUUUUAUAUGCAGACAGAAUAGACAUCACCCCACAAUUCUAUUCCAGUGACACCUUUACAUACUACAGAGAGAAUUCUAUAUUUAUAACAAGAACAGGAACUAACAGAGUAAAAAUUCUCUUUCCUUCAGGUAUUACUUUUGACAUGUCUUUGAAUCUUGGAAUGUUGGAGUUAACCACUGGUAUACCAGAUUCAUUGUCCUCGACUACAACAAACUCUGGCCUUCUGGGAAAUGUAAACGGAGACAUAAAUGAUGACCUGAAGACUCCUAAUGGAACUUUUCUUCCUUCAAACUCAACAGAGAAGGAAAUCUACCACAACUUUGGAGAGCUCUGGAGAGUUUAUUGUGACAAGUCACUCUUUGUCUAUCAGCAUGACUUGACUUGUGCCUCAUAUCAGCAGACAAAUUUUACACCAAUAUUCAUGGAGGACUUCACUCAACAAGAAAUAACCCGAGCUCAGGAGGAGUGUGGGGGUUCCCAGAACUUUAACUGUAUUUAUGACUUCCUGGCCACGGAAAACAAAGCCAUUGCAAAUAUUACUAGAAUAGUUUAUCAGACAGCUCUACAAGAGGAGAGAAGUGCAACCAACACUAGGCCUGUCAUUGAUGGAUUGGGUUCUAUCUAUACAGUAGUUGGUCAGAGCUUCACAAUUACGGCCAAUGCCUCAGAUGUCAAUGGUGACAAUGUGACUAUAGUUAUGCUGAGUCCAGUAAAUGUGACCUCUGCUACUCUACCUGGAAAUGUGUCCUUCUCCUACACCUAUACCCCACAAGACAUGACUCCUUAUGCUGUGGAAUUGUAUGCUAUUGAUUCUUUGAGUGGAGUAUCCAAGGUAUUGUAUGAGCAGGUGUACCAGUGUUAUAACUGUAGUAACCAUGGCAACUGUAACAACUCCUUAGCAACAAGCACCAGUAUCUCAUCGUUCUUCAUUGUACCAUGUACCUGUGAUCUUGGAUGGACAGGUAACUCAUGUGAAACUGAUAUUGAUGGUUGUGCUGGUUCCCCAUGUGAUCCCCUCAGUAACUGUACAGACAAUCCAGCAGUUGAGCACCAGUCAACAGGAAGGGCAUUCAAGUGUGAAAACUGUCCUCAAGGAUACCAGAUAACAGAGUCUUUCAAAUGUUUAGAUGUAGAUGAAUGCUCCAACAAUUCUGUGAAUGGCUGUAUCCAGAUCUGUACAAACACAGAGGGAAGUUACUCCUGCUCAUGUUAUCAAGGAUACAGAUCAGCAGGGACAUCAUGUUUAGACAUUGAUGAGUGUACAGAAGGAACCAGUAACUGCCAACAACUCUGUGUGAAUGCUGUAGGUUAUUACAAUUGUUCCUGUGUUGAUGGCUAUUCUCUCCAGUCAGAUGGAUUCUCCUGUAUUAUACAAAAUCCACAGCAGUCCUGCACCAGUAUGAACUGUAGUCAAGGAUGUUCUGUCAACAACACAGGUUCUCCAUAUUGCUUCUGUUACCAAGGUUACAGUCUGCUGCCAGAUGGACAGAAUUGUACUGAUGUGAAUGAAUGUCAGAAUAGUGGCACAUGUCCCCAAGUGUGUUCAAACACUGACGGCAGUUUUACAUGUAGUUGUUUCGUUGGUUACAAGCUGCAAAAUGACCAAGUUUCUUGCACAGGUUGUGAUUCCCUGCACUGGGGGUACAAUUGCAACAAAUCAUGUGACUGUUCCCAGAAUGCUUUGCGUUGUGACAGUGUAAGAGGGUGUGUUUGUAAGACUGGUUGGACAGGAACCCUGUGUGACACUAACAUCAAUGAAUGUGGGGAUCCAAGUUUGUGUUCAGCUACAGAGGUGUGUGUAGACAACCCAGGAUCCUACAGCUGUCAGUGUGUCAGUGGAUACCAGAGAAAUGCUUCACAAAUCUGUCAAAAUGUGGAUGAGUGUAGCUCAGCCCUCCAUAACUGUACCUCCACAGAGAGCUGUCAGGACAUACCAGGUUCAUUCCUCUGUCCAUGUCAAGUGGGUUACCAGAGAAAUACCUCCUCUGGGGCAUGUGAAGAUAUUGAUGAAUGUGGAGAAGGGAUAGAUUCCUGUAACCAGAAUUGUCACAACACUGUAGGGAGUUAUUAUUGUACCUGUUAUAUUGGAUAUCAGCUACAAGACGACAGGAGAACAUGUGUGAAAUCCAGAAAUCCCUGUCUUGGAGCUAGUGUGGAUGAAACCUGUGACACAACUCAUGGAGGAUGUACCGUCAACUCCUCCAAUGUAGCCUAUUGUUUCUGUGAUCAUGGAUAUGACCUCCAGGUCAAUGCUUCAGGAUACUUACUUUGUACAAAUAUCAAUGAGUGUGUGACCAACAUUUCUGGCUGUUCCCACAUCUGUAAUGAUGUCAGUGGUAGCUUCUAUUGUGAUUGUUCUGAUGGAUACAAACUGACAACUGAUCACAAAACAUGUGAAAGUUGCAGUGUAACCAACACCUGGGGAGCAAAUUGUACCACCCCUUGUAACUGUGGGGUAGGAGCCUCAUCAUGUGAUCCCCUGAUUGGUUGUCAUUGUCUGCCAGGAUGGACAGGAACACAGUGUGAGCUUAACAUCAAUGAAUGUUUGAACAGGCCAUGUAAUGCUACCCAAAUAUGUGUAGAUAUUGAAGGUUCCUAUUUGUGUAAAUGUGAUUCAGGAUUUCAGAGUAACCAAAGUGGUGGCUGUCAAGAUGUUGAUGAAUGCAGUGAUGGCCAGGCUAGUUGUCAUCAACUGUGCACAAAUACAGAAGGAAGCUACAACUGUUCUUGUAGAUCUGGAUUUGAGCUGAAGUCAGAUGGAUUCUCCUGUCAAGAUGUAAAUGAAUGUGCAACUAACAACCACAACUGUAGCCAGGCCUGUAGUAACACAGAGGGGAGUUACUUCUGUUACUGUAAUCAAGGUUAUAACCUGGCUAGUGAUGGCAAGACUUGUGAUCUUAUUAUAACUACAACAAUAAGUGUAAGUACAACCCAGCAAACUGCAGUAGCUACCUCUACAACUCAGCAGUCUACAACUACCACUACAACUCAGCAGCUUACAACAACUACUACAACUCAGCAGCCUGCAACUACUUCGACAACUCAGCUGCCUACAACUACCACUACAACUCAACAGCCUACAACUAUUACUACCACACAGCUGCCUACAACUACCACUACAACACAGCAGCCUGCCACUACAACACAGUUGCCAACAACUACCACUACAACACAGCAGCCUACAACUACCACUACAACUCAGCAGCCUACUACAACUCAGCAGCCUAUAACUUCCACUACAACUCAGCAGCCUACAACUACCACUACAACACAGCAGCCUACAACUACCACUACAACUCAGCAGCCUACUACAACUCAGCAGCCUAUAACUUCCACUACAACUCAGCAGCCUACAACUACCACUACAACUCAGCAGCCUACAACUACUUCAACUCAGCAGCCUACAACUACCACUACAACUCAGCAGCCUACAACUACCACUACAUCUCAGCAGCCUACAACUACCACUACAACACAGCUGCUUACAACUACCACUACAACUCAGCUGCCUACAACUACCACUACAUCUCAGCAGCCUACAACUACCACUACAACUCAGCUGCCUACAACUACCACUACAACUCAGCUGCCUACAACAAGCACUACAACUCAUCAACCCACAACUACCACUACAACUCAGCAGCCUAAAAUUACUUCGACAACUCAUCUGCCUACAACUACCACUACAACUCAGCAACCCACAACUACCAUCACAACUCAGCAGCCUACAACUACUUCAACUCAGCAGCCUACAACUACCACUACAACUCAGCAGCCUAUAACUACCACUACAACUCAGCAGCCUACAACUACCACUACAACACAGCUGCCUACAACUACCACUACAACUCAGCUGCCUACAACUACCUCUACAAAACAGCUGCCUACAACUACCUCUACAACACAUCUGCCUACAACUACCUCUACAACACAGCUGCCUACAACUACCACUACAACUCAGCAGCCUACAACUACUUCAACUCAGCAGCCUACAACUACCACUACAUCUCAGCUGCCUACAACUACCACUACAACACAGCUGCCUACAACUACCACUACAACACAGCUGCCUACAACUACCACUACAACUCAGCAGCCUACAACUACCACAACAACUCAGCUGCUUACAACUGCCACUACAACACAGCUGCCUACAACUACUACAGCUCAGCAGCCUGCAACAACAUCCUUAAUGACUGAAUUGUCAACAACCUCAACAAGAGGGAGUUCUACAACUAUGGCAGUUUUAUUGAGUUCAGCUCUCACUUCAACUACACCAAGGCCAACUUCUACACAGCCAACCGUAGAAACCUUACUGCUACCUUAUGGAUCAGUGCAUGGUGACUAUUUAGCCAGCACAGGAGAUGAUGCUUUACAGGCAGUUGUGUUUAACCCAAUAGGAUUCAUGUGUGGCUGUUCAAUCAGCAGACAGAUAUAUAUUUAUUCCAAUGGGUACAUUUCUAUUGGUAAGAGAUUUGAUGAUGAAAGACCAAUGCUUCUGUCAGAUACGUCAGGAUCCAUUGUUAACAACAAGAUUCUGGCCCCUUUCUGGACAGACAUUGACCUGUCCAGCGACUCCCGUAUCUGGUAUCAGCUCUAUCAGAAGUUUGGAGACCAAGAUGUUACAAAUGUUCUUACAAUGGCUAGGGAUCUAGUUGUCAGCAAUAUAAGGGAUGAAGAAGAAGGGAAUUCAUUUGAUCCCAACUCAGCUCUGAUUAUCACCUGGGAAAAUGUAGUGCCCUCUCCAAGGUCCCUAUAUCCAACAAAGAAUGCCACAUUCCAGUUGGUUGUUGUCAGUGAUGGUGUUGUUACAUACACUUCCUUUUUAUUCCACUCUGUUAACUGGGACACCACAAAGCCAGCAGUGAUGGGGUAUCGGUGUGGAGACACUCUGUCUGAUACCUACAGUCAUCCAGCCUCAUUCUCCAGACAGAUCUACCAAACAGUCAUAUCCCAGGGAUACAACAGGAACAAUGUAAGUGGGAUGUGGAUAUACAGACUAGACACCUGUACUCAGUCAGAAGAGAAUUACCUAGCUCGAUGUUACUUGUGGAUGUCGUCAAACAGUGUGACACAACAGAGCCUGGUGACACAGGCAGACUCCCUCCUCCCCUCUUGUCCCUGUAACACGGUACAGGCAGAUCUGGACUCGGACUUUAUUCAGUCCAGGACUGAGUCCAACUGUUACUUUGUACAGACCUCUCCAGAAAACACCAACUACACUAGGAAAUGCUGUUACUCCUCCCUCGGUUCUCUUCUGUUUUCCUCCCUGGGAGCUGGAUAUGUGUUCUUGUACAAUCCCCUGACUUUCCCUGCUGAGACUGUGGACACUGAUGUAAGCCCCUACAUCUGGUGCUGUAUUAAGGCCAGAAUGUGUGAAGAAUUCUUCAUCCAACGUCCCUCCGACAACUGCAACAAAUACAGCCCAGUUUCCCCAGCUGCAGCCUCCCCAAUGAUAAGUUACUAUCCACUGAGACUAACUGCUACAGUUGGAGAAAUGGUGGACAUCACAACAAUAGCCCAGGUCACAGGAAAUGAUUAUGUGAGCUUGAUUUUGUCUGGAUCAAUCAGUGCCAAUGUUACAGAGAGACAAAUAUCAGCCAUUUUGUAUAGAUGGACUCCAAGGAAUACCUCCCCUAAAAGUAUACAGAUCUAUGCCAUGGAUCAGAAUUCCCUUGUAUCUGCCACUGUGAUCCCUGACAUCAUUCUGUGUCCAGGCUGUAGUGGGCGGGGCACCUGUAAUUUUGACAAUGUCAUCCCACAGGAACAACCCUCCUUCUUUCUUGUAGAGUGUGAAUGUGAAACAGGAUGGACAGGUCCAACAUGUAAUAUGGAUGAGAAUGGUUGCCUUGGUAAUCCGUGUAACACAAGCUCAGACUGCCAGGAUCUGACCCCCUCUGUCCAGAGGUCCCGGGGACUGACUUAUCAGUGUUCUGCCUGUCCUGUGGGCUACACCUUGUCUAGCUCUCUUAAGUGUAUUGAUAUUGAUGAGUGUGCCCUACACACCAGUCAAUGCAGUCAGAGAUGUGUCAACACAGAUGGGUCUUUUGUUUGUGAGUGUGAGACGGGGUUCAGACUACAUGGUUACCAGUGUGUAGAUGUUGAUGAAUGUAGAGAGAGGACAAGUGGUUGUGAGCAUCAGUGUGUAAACACCCAGGGGUCCUACUACUGUGUCUGUUCUACAGGGUAUCAGCUACACACAGACAGACAGACUUGUUUUAAAGCCUCUGUAGAACCUCCUUGCGUUGUUAGACAAUGUCCCCAGGGAUGUAGAAUUAAUAGCACAGGAGAUCCAGAGUGCUUCUGUUACCUUGGUUACAGAAUGAAGGCAGACUCAUCUUGUGAAGAAAUUGAUGAGUGUCUUGAUGCACCUUGCCCACACAGCUGCCAGAACACUAAUGGGAGUGUGGAGUGUGGAUGUUAUGAUGGAUAUACUAUUCAGUCAGACCACAGAUCAUGCAAGGCCUGUGACCUUGAUCACUGGGGACAGAACUGUGAGAUGUCAUGUGACUGUACCCAUCAUGCCUUGUACUGUAACAAUGUGAUUGGCUGUGUGUGUAAGCCUGGCUGGUCUGGGAGGUUCUGUGACAUUAACAUCAAUGAGUGUGAGGAUGUCAGCCUGUGUCAGUCCCCUGAAGUCUGUACAGACACCUAUGGAUCAUAUGCCUGUAUUUGUGAAAAUGGCUACCAGAGGAAUACCAGUACAGGACUUUGUGAAUAUUCCAGUGCUUGCAAUACCUGGGCUCUGAAUGCCUGUACAGUAGAUGAAGUUUGUGUAGACACUACAGACAAUUAUACCUGUCUGUGUGACAAAGGGUAUAUAAGGGUUAAUGGCACUUGUCAAGAUUUGGAUGAAUGCUCCGAUAUGUUACACAAUUGUCAACAUGAUUGUGUAAAUACAAUUGGAAGCUACAGAUGUACAUGUAAAACUGGAUACAACUUACAGAUCAGUGGAAGAGAGUGUCUUUCUGAGGUGUCUAACCCCUGUAGAAGUAGUAACAAGGGGAACUUCUGUGACCAUACCUAUGGGGGGUGUACUGUGGAUGGAGGAGGAAAUCCUGUAUGUUUCUGUAGGGCUGGUUACUCUCCUAUACAAAAGGAUAAUUUCACUCUCUGUAAUGACCUUCAGGAAUGUUGGAUGGGUAUAUCUGGCUGCUCUCACAGUUGUUCGAAUACCUGGGGUGGAUUUAUCUGUGAGUGUCCCAAAGGAUUCACACUGGACACUGAUAGGAAGACUUGUAUCAGUUGUGCUGAUAUGGGAAAAUGGGGAGAUAACUGCACAAAUUCCUGUGGAUGUGGACGUGGUGCCUUAAGAUGUGACCCUGUGACUGGUUGUGUGUGUAAACAGGGCUGGACUGGUCUCCACUGCUCACGACAUGUUGAUGACUGUAGUAACACCUCAUGUGGUACUCAUCAGAAAUGUGUUCAUGUCAACUUCACUCGUCUGUGUGUCUGUGAAGACGGUUUCCAAAGAGACUCCAACAAUCUGUGUCAAGAUAUUGAUGAGUGUUCUACUAACCAACACCUUUGCACACAGAGAUGUUUUAACACAAAAGGAAGCUACAGGUGCUCCUGUACUGAUGGGUUCCAACUCGGAUCAGACAACAGCACUUGUGAAGAUGUUGAUGAGUGUACACUAGAGACAUCAGACUGUCAACAACAGUGUCUUAACACAAUAGGAGGGUACUACUGCUUCUGUUUUGAUGGAUUCUAUCUGACUGGUUCCAAUCAGUGUAUUAAAGAUUUGUCUACCUCCCCCUGUGUUGCCAUGGGUGAUUCCUGUCAAUAUGGAUGUAGAGUGGAGGGAGGACUAGCUUUCUGUUUCUGUCCAAACGGCUAUACACUGAACACUGACAGGACAACUUGUUCAUAUGUUAAUUCAACAGUAAAUGUACAGAUGAAGACAAAUAUCUAUUUCCAAUUUGACUACAAUAACCCUUCUUCACUGAUCUACAAAAAUCUUAAGGAGGACAUGGAAACUGAGGGAUAG